This is a messenger RNA of Phycodurus eques (leafy seadragon), 6740 nucleotides long. RefSeq names its product latent-transforming growth factor beta-binding protein 4-like. Lineage: Eukaryota; Metazoa; Chordata; Actinopteri; Syngnathiformes; Syngnathidae. Gene Ontology annotation, molecular function: calcium ion binding. The record is from RefSeq and is a predicted model, not a curated record.
UGGGUUCCGAGCGCCAAAUGGCGUUGGAAGUUGCGCAAGUGGGCGCUCGGGAAGUGUCGCAAGUUCCUGUGCGCUUGCGAGUUGCGACGCCCGUUGCCCGCUGACGGCACACGACACGCGCCCGCCGACGUCUCCCUCUCGUGGCGGCGAGGAGUCCUGCACGCCGAAGGACUGAAGAUGGGGCGCGUGUGCAGAUCCGGUAGCGAGGAUGAAGACCAGCACGUGUGUCAAAUGGCGUUGUCCCCCUCGUUGCCGCGGCGCCCCCCGGUGUCCGAAAGGCGUCUGCGAGGUUUCCACGGCGACGCCAUCACCCGCCAAUCAGCUCACCCCGCCCACUGCUUUGAGUCCGCACCCGAGUCCCGAAUCGGAGGACUCCGGACCGCCGUCGGACCGACCGAAGCUGGGGGCUAAUCUUUCAGCGGGAGCGGCAAAGACGACUUUUCUCAGUCUGCGUGAGGCUCAGGCCGUCCUGAUGAAGAAGACGGCGGCAGGAAGAAGAGACAAGAUGGCCGCCAUCCUGAUGAAGCACAUCGAGAAGGAAAAGAAGAAGCUCGAAGUCCACAAGUCGUUCUCCCGCGACGGCGACGUCGCCGUAGGCGCCGACGCCGUCGCAGUUGUGUGUCGUCUGCUGUGUAAGAACGGAGGUGUGUGUCUGCUGAAGGAUCGAUGCCUGUGCCCCUCCAACUUUACCGGAAAGUUCUGCCAGAUCCCCGUCUUGUCUCAGCCCUCCUCGCGAGCCACGCCCUCCUCGUCGGCGCCCAAUGAGAUCGUCAAGCCUCCCCGCCUGUCUGACAUAGCGGCCAAUGCGGAUCUGACCCGGUCUGAGUUUCUCCUGCCGCUGCGGGGUCAAAGCCAAGACUUACCAGGGGGAAGCCUUGGAGCAUCCCUGGUGAAGGUGAGCGUUCAGCACCCCCCCGAGGCCAGCGUGAAGGUUCACCAGGUGAUGAAGGUGUCGGGAUUCGUGCCCGCGCCGCGCCCGCUGUCGUCCGGCACGCUGUCCGGGUCCGCGGGGGCUCCGGCGCCGGCGCUUCGAGGCGACCGCGUUUAUGCCCAACAUGCCGGCUUCAAGUACUGCUUCAGGGAGGUCAAAGACGGACAGUGCAGUUCUCCUCUGUCGGGCCUGAGGAGCAAAGAGAUGUGCUGCCGAGGUCUGGGAAAGGCGUGGGGCUCCGCCGACUGCGCCCUUUGCCCUCCGCACGCAGCAGGUCCAAACAACAACAGCUGUCCCGUUGGCUUUCAACCAGGCAACGGAACAAAAUGCCUCGAUGUGAACGAGUGCCUGCAGCCUGGCCUUUGUGAGAACGGCCUGUGUGUGAACACGGCGGGGAGCUUCAGUUGCGUUUGCAAGCACGGCUUCAUCCUGGAUGCCUCGCACGGACUCUGCAUCUCCCAGAGCGUGAUAUCAGAGGAGAAGGGCCAGUGCCACCGGGCCCUGGGUUCGGGUCUGGGCCCGUCCUCUUGCUCGCUGCCCAUCCUCAGGAACAUCACCAAGCAGAUCUGCUGCUGCAGCCGGGUUGGCAAGGCCUGGGGACCCCGAUGCCAGCGAUGCCCCUACUUCGGCUCGGUGGGUUUCAAGGAGAUCUGUCCUGCCGGUCCGGGCUACCAUUACUCCGCCUCCACCCUGCAGUUCAACCAGAGAGCUUCUGAUCAACUUGACACCCAAGGAGCUCAGCUGGUAACCAACGGCGACAAGCAGCAUCAGGAUACUACUACUAUAGAUGCUACUUCUUAUGGCGCCACCAGGUUUCAGCAGAAACCCUCCGCCAGCUUACCCAGUCUGCCUCCACCUCGCCUGGCUGUCAGCCCGCCACCGUCGAGACCUGUUAACCCUGGCAACACUAACCGGCAUGAACCUCAAACUCCCGACAGGACCGCAUUCCAACCAAACCGCCCCAGACCGACCGCGUAUUCUGUCAGACUGCCACCACAAUCCAGCGGGAGUCAAGGAAUCAGUCACGACCGAGGAAACCUUGGGACUCAGGACACAAGUCAGAGCCGAGCCACGAGCAGGAGCCAGGGGACCAGCCAUCACCAAGGCAUCAUCAGGAACCAAAGCUCAAGUCAGAACCAAAACACUAGCAGAAGCCAAAGCUCAAGUCAGAAACAAGACACUAGCAGGAGCCAAGGCACCAACCAGAACCAAGGCACCAACCAGAACCAAGGCACUAGCCGGAACCCAGGCAUUAUUGGGAGUCAAGACACUACCAGGAACCAAGGAACCAGUCAAAACCUAGGCACCAGCCAGAACCAAGGUAAUGCCAAGAGCCAGGGCUCAAGUCAGAACCAAGACACUAGCAGGAAUCAAGGCACCAGCCAGAUCCAAGGCACCUCCAGGAACCAAGGCUCAAUUCAGAACCAAGGAACCGGCAGGAACCAAAGCUCUGGUGACAGACAAGACAGUACCAGGAACCAAGGCACGAGCCAGAACCAAUAUACUAGCAGGAAUCAAGGCACCACCCAGAACCGAGGCAUGACCAGAAACCAAGGCUCAAGUCAGAACCAACGCACUACCCAGAACCAAGACACUGUCAGAAACCAAGGAACGAGUCAGAACCAAGGGAUUAGCAGAAACCAAAUCCCCAAUGGGAGUCAGGUCAACAGUGGGAGCCAAGUCAAAAGAGUUGAUCAAGGUACCAGAAGCAGCCAAAUCUCCAGUGGAAGUCAAGGCACCAAUCAAAACCAAGGUCACAGUCAGAACCAAGGUAACAAUCAGAAUCAAGGCAGUGGCAGAAGCCAAGUCACCAACCAGAACCAAGGCUCCAGCAGGAACCAAGGCAGAGGUAGGAGUGAAGGUUCUACUCAGAACCAAGAAAGAAGCGGGAGUCACAGGACCAGCCAAACCCAAGGCACAGAUGAGAGUCGAGGUCUUCUGCCAGGAAGAGGAGACUCCUUCCCAGAACCGGCGACAGGGAUCCCCGAGCGAGAUUCGAGGCCCGGCGGAGAUCUCCCACCUCCCAAGAGGCCGCAGACUACCACACGGCCACCUCGAGUCCAGCGUAAGUCCUCUAAACACCAGGGACUGUCUGAAUCACAACAACAAUGCUAUGAUUUCUUAGACAAGGUCUUUUUUUCACAUUUGUGUGUGUGCGUGUGUGUGCAUGUGCGUGUGCGUGUAGAUGUGAACGAGUGUGUCGCGUCUCGAGGUGUGUGUGCUCCAGGUGAAUGUGUGAACAGUGCAGGCAGCUACCGUUGUAUUUGUCCACCCGGAUACAAGACUAACCCUCGGAAGACCAGCUGUGAAGACGUAGAUGAGUGUGAGGAUCCACUGCUGUGUCCCGGUCAGGAAUGCGUCAACAGUCCUGGGUCGUAUCGCUGCGUCUCCUGUCAGCCCGGAUUCGGACUUCUGAAUGGACUGUGCACAGACAUCAACGAGUGUGUUCAAGCGCCGUGCUCCAACGGGGAGUGUGAAAACACAUCCGGAAGCUUCCGAUGCCUCUGUCGCCACGGUUACAAGCUCAAAAACAACACCUGUGCAGACGUGAAUGAGUGUGCGGAUCCGUCUCAGUGUCCCGGUCGGAUGUGUGUCAACUCUGUGGGCUCGUAUCGUUGUGUGUCCUGUCGCCCGGGAUACAUGCUGACCGACAAACAUUGCACAGAUGUGAACGAGUGUGAGGAUGGCGCAGUGUGUCCUGGCGGGCAGUGUGUCAACACUAAGGGCUCCUACAAGUGUGUGGACUGUCGCCAAGGUUACCGAGCCGUGAAUGGAGUGUGUGAAGACGUGGAUGAGUGUGGAAGUACGUCCGCGUGCGAGGCUGCGCGCGUGUGCGUCAACACCGUCGGCUCGUUCCGGUGCGACUGUCUACCGGGGUAUCGAACCUUUGGCCGGGGGCGACCGUGCAGAGACAUUAACGAGUGCUUGGAGGAGAACUGGUGCCCCGCCACAGGAGAGUGCGUCAACACACCGGGAUCGUACAAGUGUGUGUGUCCUCAAGGUUACACGCUCGGCGGCGGCGACGACAACAAGACGUGUGUCGACGUGAACGAGUGCGCGAGGUCCAACGUGUGCGCGGACGGCGACUGUGUCAACACCGAAGGUUCCUUCACGUGCAGAUGUCGGCGUGGAUUCACCAACAACCCGGAGAGCAACGCCUGCCUCGACGUGGACGAGUGCGUGUCGUCCGGCGGUUCCGUUUGCCGAGAAUCCGAGCGGUGCGAGAACACCGUCGGCUCGUACCGCUGCCUCACUUCCUGUCGGCCGGGACACCGGGCCUCGGCCACCGGACGCUGCGACGACGUGGACGAGUGCGAGAACGGAUCGGCGUGCGGCCGGCACGCCGUCUGUCAGAACCUCAUCGGAACGUACGCCUGCGUGUGCGACCGAGGCUUCGCCUCCGCACCGGAUGGGAACUUCUGUGUGGACGAGGACGAGUGCGUGUCCGUGCCGGGCGCGUGCGGUUCCGCUCGCUGCCGCAACCUGGACGGAUCGUUCGUGUGCGAGUGCGACACGCCGGGAGAACGCUUUCACACGGACACGAGGCGGUGUGUGAGCGCACUCACGCCAGCGGAGACUUCCCCCAUCCGGUCUCCGUCGUCGUCCUCCUUCCACGCGGGCGCCUUGCCGCCGCCGCCGCCGCCCCUCCCGGCACCCCGUCCCGGCGAGCUCAGGGACUGCUACUACAACCUGGACUCCUCGUGUAGCCUCCUGGCUGCCAACAGCAGCCGGCAGGAGUGCUGCUGCACGCUGGGCGAGGGCUGGGGCCUGGGCUGCGUCUACCAGGCCUGCCCCCCCGCCCGCGAAGCCGAGUUCCUGUCGCUGUGUCCCAGCGGGAGAGGAUACGUGACCGCCGCGGCGGCGACCUUCAGCUACACAGAUGUGGACGAGUGUAAGCGCUUCCAUCCUCAGGUGUGCAAGAACGGCGUUUGCGUCAACAUCAUUCCGGGAUAUCACUGUUACUGCGCCAGCGGUUUCGUUUACAGCGCCGCGCUGCUCGAGUGUGUCGACGUGGACGAGUGCGAGGCGGAGAGCUGCGCGGGAGGCUCGUGCGUCAACACGGCGGGUUCGUAUUAUUGCAGCUGCCCGCCGCCUCUCGUGCUGGACCAGACGCAGCAGAACUGCGUCAACUCCUCCCACCUCAGCCCGGAUGAGAACUUGUCGGUGUGCUGGCAGACGGUGAGCGCCGAGCUGAUGUGUCAGAGUCCCCUGUUGGGGGCGCGAGUCACCUUCAGCGACUGCUGCUGUCUCUACGGCCAGGGCUGGGGCAUGGAGUGCGCGCUGUGCCCGCAAACCGACUCGGAGGACUUCAGCAGCCUGUGCAGCACGUUCCCUCCUGCCGUCUUCCCGGACUCGCCUGGACUGGAACCGCUCGGACCGCAAAGAGGCGGAGGUCCCCCCUUCUUCUCCCCGUUCAGCAGCGACGCGUUGCCCCGUGACGUUCUCCCCGCCUCCGACUACGACGACUUCUCUCCAGUCGGAGGCGACGGGGCGCCGCCGUACGCCUUCGGCCCGCCGGACGACGCGUACCGGGGAGCCGGGCGCUUUGAUGGCGAUUAUUACUCGGAGAGAGACUACGACGGGUCUUGGCCGCGGCCGCCCGUCCCCCGGCCGGACACGCCCCCUCUCAGCUUGGCAACGCCUCCGAGAGGAUCUCCUUACGAGGAGGAGGAGGAGGAGGAGGAGGACUCUUGGGGACCCGGACCACCGUUCUCCCCUUACGCAGGGGCCAACCCCAGGAGACUCUAUGAGCGGCGCUAUGCGGCGUACGCCGGCCUGAGCGCGGCAGAGGAUUGCGGGAUACUCGACGGCUGCCGGAACGGGACGUGCAUCCGCACGGACGAGGGCUACACCUGCGACUGUUACCCUGGUUACCAGCUGGACACAACUACUGUGACGUGCAUCGACGUGAACGAGUGCGACGUCGGCGCGGACGUGGACUUCCCGUGCGUCAACUCGCGCUGCGUCAACACGGACGGUUCGUUCCGAUGCGUGUGUCAGCGCGGCUACGUCACGUCGCGCAGGCUCAACCACUGCGUGCUCGCCUAGACCGGACCCGCCGAGACCGGAGCGGAGAUUCAAGUCAACCUGAGCUGGGCUUGAACGCCGACCAAACCAGCUGAAGGACUCCGAGCAAAGUUUGAACUUGAACCGGAGUUCGCCGUCGGCAUUUCUGUUCGCCCAGUUUAGACGUUAAUUGAAGCAGAGUUAGCUUUAUUUAGCAUUGUUUGCGUUGUUGUUGUUGUUGUUUUUUUCAACCACGACACUAAAUUAGCACCAAAGAUGAAUCGGCAAAUGCGCGUUUUUCAAUUCAGUUUGUCAAUUUGUGACACCAAAAGCCCGCCUGAAAUGAUGGAUACGUUUCCACGAUGGCCUAAUUGUGUAAGAGCAAACGUUUCAAAGUUCAUUUUUCACUUGAUUCGAAGACGACGAAAAAAUCGUCUCGUGGUUAGCGACAUUAUUUUUUUUAGCAAUAUACGUUUAUACACUCAAUCAGCUGUUUUCUCACAUUAAUGACAUAAUUCAACAAACGCUUUUUGGUUGGUUUGUAUUUUUUAGUAUCUUUUUAUUACUUUAAAUACGAGUGUGUGUGUGUGUGUGUGUGUGUGUUUUGUGCGGGAACCUAAAGACAACAGCGUCCAUACUGUAAAUAUUUCAAAUUCACAAAUCAGAUCCUCUCAGUGUUUCAUUGUGAGUAUUCAUUUGAAAAAAUGUUGUGCACUAUAAUAAGCGCCGGUAUGUUCAUCUGAGCUACUUUAUUGUAUAUUGUUUAUAUGACAAGAAAAGAUAUUUGCACACAGGUAAACAA